CUUUUAUGCUUUUAAAAUCAUGUUGAUUGAUUUAAAAAAAAUUUGUAUCAGUAUAUAAUGUCAAUUGUCAAAUCUCAAUAUAUGCCUUCCUUGAUAAAUAAAAUUCCACAAUUCAAUGACUUGUAAUUGUGUUAUUAUAGUCUGUUACUGCAGUUUGGGUACAGCGUAGAUAAACCUUAGAAUAGCUACCCUAUAUGGAAAAAAUAGGCAAUCAGGUUGUAAAAUUUAUGAUAUAAAUUAUCGAGAGCUUCACCCCAAAAGACGAAACACUAAAAAUGAGGAAAACAUAAAUUUUCAAUUUUUGACAUCUUAACUUUUUAUUGAAAUAUUCGAUUAAAAAUCAGCUUAAAAAUUGUUUAUUCCUUUUGUAAUGUUCUCAAAUUGAAUUUUUUUUAAAUUUCAACAUUCACCCUUUAUAUGAUAAAUCUCAAUAUAGGGAGUGGUAGAAUGAAUGUUUUAUCCCAUUUGUGGGUUGAGGGAUAUUGAUUAUUACUGCCAAUCAACUUUUCUACUUAUUACUGAAACAUGGUAGUUUAUUUUAUAAUGUCAUCAAAUGGUAAGAAAAUUACUUCAAAACAUAAUAAACUGUAAUUUUGUACUAAAGCUUCAUCGUCUUAGUACAAUAAUACUCCAUCUGAAUAAUUAUAUUUUAUCCAUAAUAGGGGUAAUUUUGCAAAUGGGUACAAUAAUAAUAUUGGUGAUUCUUGUAGUUAUAGUUUUAUUGUCAAAGGGUCUUUUAAAUAAGCACCUAUUUGUCAUAUUUUCUUUGUUUACGACUGACAGUAAUCAUCAUGAUUUUGGACGUCGAAAACAUUUUUCGAUAGCAACCUGCUAUGUGGUUACGCCCCUCAAAAUUUCUACCACGUCUCCGCUACCUUUUGAUUCUUUUGGGAGGCAUGUGGGCGUAAAACGAUUCCAAACUUAUCAUGUUUAGCCAUUUUGUUUGUAUUACAGAUACAGAAAGCAAUUGUACUAACUUGACUGAUAUUUUUAAAGAUAUCAUUUAUUGAAUUUUAUUGUUGAAUGGUGUAGUUUUGUUUUUGUGAUAUAAGUGCAUGAUAUAAUUAUGAAGCUGAAUUAUUGUUCUAUGCCAACUAAUUGUGUUUUAUUGUUUUAACGAGUUGUCUUUUUUGAAUUUUCUGCUAGUUAUUAUUAAUAAAACUUACAAUAAAAUCAGAAUAAAAUUAUUGUAAUUUUGCUUCUGGAAGUAGUUCGAAAAGAUAACAAUGGAGGGAGACAUUGCUUCUCCAAGUCAAGUUAGUGCCAUGGCAGGGGCAUUGAUCAGUUCAGCUGCUGAUAAGGAUAAAAAUGUACAAGAUACUGUCAUUACUGCUUUGACAAAACUUGGGAGACAUCAACAUGCUGUAGUUUUGGGAGCCCUUCGUAACUAUAUUGUCAAUACUCAGAAGCUGGAUCUUAAUCAUCGUGUUAUAUUGCUUCGUGCUAUGAAUAGCAUUUUAAAAGAAGUCUUGGCAAAUACUGAAAUCAAUAUUACUUUGGCAAGAGAACUGAUUGGAAUGGCAUCUGAAGAUAUGACAAAAUCAAAGAAACCUCAACCAGAAUGGCAAUCUGCUGCAAGUGAUGUUGUAGUAACACUGGGUACUGUUUUUGUGAAUGAAGUCAUGGAAGAUUUGCUCAAAAAACUUCCAGCUGGAAUUCUUCCUCAUUUCUUUGUUGUUCAGACCCUUGGAAAUUUGGCUGUUGCAAAUGCCUUCAAGAUGGUUCCUUAUCUCAACCAUUUGCUGACAAGUUUUAUGCCUGUUCUUGGACUUGCAAAACAUGACAACAUGAGAUGGGUGUUCGCUAAAUGUCUUGGACAAUUUGCUGAAGCAAUUCUGGAAUAUGUCAUGAAUAUUGACAAAGCUCCAGAUCCAAGUAUAACAAGAAAUACAUUUUCAAAUGAAAUAUUUGGUGCAUACAAUAUUUUGUACAGUGUGUGGAUUCUGACAAAGGAGACAAAGCUUCGUUGUGCUGUUGUUGAUGCUCUUGGUAAAAUGACGAUGCUGCUGAGUCUUGAAAAAUUAGAAGAACAAGCUUCAAAGUUGAUGUCGAUGCUAGUGUCUCUGUAUAGAAGGCAACCUGGGGACCCAUAUCCAAUCACCAAAGCUAUUUGUGAUGUGAUCACCGCUACAUCAGAUGCUCAAUGUAGAGCUCUGGAAUUAAAUUUGGAAGGCCUUGUUACUGUUUUACAUGGCCAUAUAUGCAGUGGAAGCAAUGACGGUAUUAAUCCUGCUGCAACUAAAAAUUAUAAUGAAGUGUUGAGAUGUUUCAGCAUUCUUGCAUCACAAUACAGUGAGGUCUUGGUAAAUUUCAUGUUGACAAGAGUUGACUCGAAAGAUGAAAGAAUCAGAAUUGGAUGUCUUGUUAUAUUGAGACACUUGAUUAAUUCUUCAUCAAUACAUAUUGAAGAAAGAAAAGAUGUGAUUGUGAUCGGUUUGACCAAAAUAUUGAUUGAAACAAGUAACAAAGUAAAGCAGAACUUAACCAGACUGAUAUCUGCGAUGGCAAGCCAUGGAUUUUUGCUUCAAGAAGGAGGAGAUAAAUUUGUUGAAUUCAUAGCUAAGCAGUGUGCUUAUCAAGCUUCUGAAAGUGCAACAGGUGGUAAUGGUCAGAUUGUAGAAAAAGAAACGGUCAAUGAUGUUACUCUUCAAGCGAUGUGUGACAAUGUUUUGUACUUGAUGACAACAACUAUUGAUGGAAUGGAUACUGUUUUGUGGCCGUUUUUGUUUGAAUUUCUAAAAACUGAAGAAAUGACGUCAGCAGUUGGUGUCAUAAGUCGUUGCUUAUCUCACAUUGCAAAAACGAAAAGAGAAAAUCAUGCCAAAGAUUAUCUUAUCAAUUUCAAUGAAACAGUAAAUGUUCCGUCUUCAUUUGCAAUAUUUGUUCGUCUUCUUGUCCUGCUGUCUCAACCAAGACAAUCUCGAUGUCUUGCCGAUUAUCUUCUUGAUCUUCUUGUCAACCUUGGACCGAUUAUUCAUCACAAAUUGACGGAAUUAUGGGAUUCCAUGAUACCUGAAAUUAAGAAAUUUCUUGAGGGCCAUCAAAUUUCAAAUGCUCAUGAUGAUGCCGUUGCCAGUGGAAUGUGGUCGCAAAGAGGCUGGGAGGAGCAAAUAUUCCAGCUGUUAUCAAGCAGUAUUGAAGCAGUAGCUGAUGAAGAAUGGACUUGCUUAUUGGGAGUUGAGCUUGCAAACCAGUGGUCAUUGUAUAAUCAAAUGCCACAACAUAAGAAUUUCUCAUUCAAAUGCAUGGGUGUGUUGCUACGUCUGUCUACAAACAAAGAAUUUGUUGAAGUGUCUUUGACUUCAUUGUUUCAAUCUAUAAAGCAAUCUGAAUUAGCUGAAAGAGAGGGUACAGGAAUUUGUCUUGGAUAUGCUGCAUCAUCACAUCUAGACCUGACAUUGUCAAAACUGAGUUCAUAUGUCAAAAAUCAAGUAAUGAAGAAGGAUAGCUCAUUUUUGAGUGGAUUUUUCAAGAGUGACAAAGCAAUACAAGAGUCUGAAUGGUUGAAAGGAACUGCAGGAUUAUGUUGUGGAUAUGCUGCUUACUAUGCUCCACCUGAACUUGUUCCAUCUCGUGUCGAUGCAGUCAUUGUGAAAUUGUUACUACCUAUGUUCAAAGGAAUAAAGGAUGCAGGAGUGAAAGAAAAUCUAGUGUAUGCUGUGGAAUUGGUUGCUUGUGCUGUUCAUCCAAAUCACAUGACAAAUCACCCCGUUCAUCAAGCUGCACCACCAUCUGAAAGACAAAUGACCAGCAAAGACAAAAAGAAACAAGCCCUACCAUCGAGAGGAGAACUGCUAAGUCAUCUUCAAGCAUAUUUAAAAGAAGAUGGAUUGGAAAGACCAAGCUCUGUUAAAGCUGCUGUUUUGUCGGCUAUAACAGAACUAGUUAAGCUGGAUCCAUUGUUGAAUGAUGCUGAUUUGUUUCAGUUGAUUAAAAUAUGCUCGGAAUAUGUGAUUAAACUACCAGAUAUUCCACAAAAUAGAGAGGAUGCUGCAUGGCCAGUACCACAGAAGCUUCUUCAGGAACAAUGUAAUGUUGGACUUCAUUCUGUGCUCAGAGAGAUAAUAGUAAAAUGCCCAACACCAAAUGGAUUGGAUUCCGUCUUCAAGCAUCUUCACAACUGGUUGACUUCAGAGCAUGCCCACGAGAGAGAAAGAGGGUUACGUGUUGCAUCUCAAGUCUUUGAUGUUUAUUUUGAUGCCUUUGUGGUUACUAAGACUAACACUUCACUGAAUACAAUGGGCGUUUUGAUGUCCAGAGUGAUUGCAAGAUGUUGCGAUCCUGUACCUGAUUUGAGAAAAGAUGCUGUUGAAUGUGUCAAACAAUUGCUCAAGAUUCAGAAUAAAUAUAAUGGAGCUAAAGCUGGUAGCAACGAUGAUGCAAUUGAAACUCUGGGAAAUCUUGCUGAAAGAUUACAAUCAACUGAACCAAACGAAAUGUAUCAAACAAUGAGAGAUAUAGCAAAAGUUAUCAUGACCAAAAUGCCCAAUGAGUUGACAUAUUUUGUUGAUGGUUCUCUAACAACUGCACUGAUGAAUUGUCUGUUGGAUCCUCAUCCUAGCUGUGCUAAUGGAGCUUGCUUGACUCUUCAUCAUAUAUUCAAAACAAGAGGAACAGGUUUUGGAAAACAGGUAAAUCAAAUAGUGGAAACUAUUCAGACGACAUUAAAAUCAGUGACAGAUGGGACAACUAGAGUUGGAAUUUUAAAACUCAUGUCCCUGCUUACGGCUCAUCAUUUACAAGCAACAUUGAACUCACUCUUGUCGAACCCACUUCCUUACACUGAGCAAAUUGUUGCUUGUUGGAGAGCAUUAGGAUCUGAUGAUAAUCUGUGUGAACCUGUCACUGAAUAUUUGUUGAAUCUGUUGAGCAAGGGUCUUCCAUAUGAUGAAAAACAUAAAGGAUUCAUGAAGAAAUCAAAAGAAUUCACAAGAACGGCAACCACUCAGUUGAUUGCUGCAUCUUGCGCCCUUCGUGAAGUGUUAGAGGCAUCAUCCAAUGAUAAUGGUAAAGAUAAAGAAGUGAAAAAAAAUUCAAAAUCAGGAAAUAUUUUCCAAAGAACAGUUGCUGUAUGUCUGAUCAGAGUUGGGUCUAUGAGAGCUGUUGGUCCUCCACCAAAAGUUGAAGUAAACCCUUUUCGGCAGGCAAUAGAUUCACUUUAUUGCCUGAUAGCUGCUACAUGUGGGAGAGACAUCAGUCAAUUUUUUGUGGAAAAAAUGAUGUGGAACUACUUUGAAUCAGAAGAUGAAGAAAAGUUUUAUGAGGCAAUAUCGACAUUUGCAAGUGGAUUGGCAAGAUACAAAACUACAGACGUUGCAGAUAUCGUCACCUUCUUGAAUCCAUUCAUAUCAAGCGUCUAUGUUCCACAGAGAGUGACAGUCACAGCAUUUUUCUCUCAGCUCAUCGCAGAGUCUGCCGGCAACAAUGAAAUUCUACUAGAAGUGAUUGUUAAUAGUAUCAGAGGAAGACUGGUUGAUCCAUCAGGUGUUGUAAGACGACUUAGUAUACGUGGCCUUGCCAAUGUUGUUGGAUCCUCACCUGAACAGGUGGAGAGGUAUGGGACUAGUGUGUUGAGUGCAAUGAUGUCGGGAAUGGAUGAUAAACAUGAUUUAGAUGACUCUAUCGCCCUUGAGGCAAUGACUGGACUGGAAAGGUUUUUAACUGAAGUGAAAAACACGAAUAUACAUUCAAUAUUUGUGAAUCUAUGUCUACGUAUCAGGCCAUGCUUUGAAAAGGAUAACCCUGAUGUCAGAAGUACUGCCAUCAGGUUAUUUGGUUGCCUCACAAGAUGUGGGACAGGACCUUCGGAAAAUGCUUUUGUAGAGCAAGUACAUAACAACCUGAUAGCUAUUCUACUACAUUUGAAUGAUGAUGAUCAGUCUGUACGAAAGGCAUGUAAAGUAACACUUCAGAAAGUAAGUCACGUUCUUGGCUCAAAAGCAGCGACUGAAAUGUUCAAUAAGUUUUUACAUGAGGAUGCUGAACUUCACUACGGUGAAUUCAUGAACGACUUGUCAAAAAUCUUGGUGCGAGACAUACCAGAUAAAACAAAUGUAUAUUUAAUGGGAUGUGUGUCCUUCUUCAAAAGUCACUGGGCCUCGAUUCGCUCAAACGCUGCAAUGUUUACAGGAUUCUUAAUGAGCAAUGCACCGGAAGAUGUCCAACAUACAGUGACAAGAGAACAGAUAUGUGCAGCUCUAAUUCAACUACUGAAAGACUCUUCACCAGGUGUACGUGCAAAAUCAGCUGAAGCAAUGAGCGUUCUGCAUCAGUAUUAGGAAUCAUUAUGUAAUCAAUGUUGUAAAUAAGAUGAGGGAGUAUAACCAUAGUAAAAAAACCUCCUGUUGUGAAUGAUCCUAAUCGAAAAUUUACAUAUACUAUGUGUAGUGUGUAUGCUAUACCACAUAUUAUUAUAUAAUUAUCACAAUUUUUUCACAUUUACACCUUAUCUCUUUAUAUAUAUUAUGUUAAUUUUUGAGUUUCGGGUUAUGCAAAUUGAUAUAUCUUCCAUUGUCCAAUGAUUUUAAGUACGGUAAUUCAAGUGUAUCGUCCCACUGUAGCAUUAAGCAGUCACGUUCGUUUUGUUAUUUUUCAAAUUAAUUGACAUCAACGACGUUUGAUCUUGUCAUGUCACAGCUGCCUUUUAUAAUCUAUAAAGCUUCUUCUGUCGAAUGCAGAAUUUUUAAAGUGUGCGAAUUAUGCUAUGCAAUUCUAUAUUAUAUCAAUGCCAUAAACCAAAUCUAGGUCUAAUUAACUUUCAUUAUCCAAAUUUACAUCUUUGUGAGUGUAAAAUAACCUUGGCCAAGAGUUUUAAACACAGAAAAUGAUAUCCCAAACUUUUGAUAAUACAAUUACAAAACAAGAGUUUCUUCUGUAAUCAUAGAUGUGUACUAUUAUGUUUGAAAUGUAUCUUAUAACCAAUGUCCUACAUAAUUAAAAUUAUUGUAAUUGUA
Styela clava is the source of this 6953-nucleotide messenger RNA. NCBI's taxonomy places the organism in Eukaryota, Metazoa, Chordata, Ascidiacea, Stolidobranchia, Styelidae. The record is from RefSeq and is a predicted model, not a curated record.